This is a messenger RNA of Cyphellophora europaea CBS 101466, 1074 nucleotides long. RefSeq lists its product as uncharacterized. The transcript has 3 exons. Bases 1 to 1074 code for a protein of 357 amino acids. The record is from RefSeq and is a predicted model, not a curated record. Lineage: Eukaryota; Fungi; Ascomycota; Eurotiomycetes; Chaetothyriales; Cyphellophoraceae.
AUGAGCUCCGAUGAUUUGGCGCUUGCCUCGCCGCCUUUGGACCACGACCGCCGCGAGUCGCUCAAACGCCCUCGCAGCGAUAGCUCCGAUGACGAGCCCUCUCCAGAGCCCAUAGGUUACGCUCAGUCCGGUGUACGUUACGGCAAGGACUCUCUGGUGUGCGAUCAGUGUGGAGUUGCGUUCCGAAAGCACUCGGAUCUCAAGAAACACAACGCCCGCCACGCUCGUCAAUACCGCUGUGUUGAGGAGAACUGUCCCCGCAGCUCCAUUGGCUUUGCGACAAUCAAUGACCUCUAUCGACAUGAGAAAUCAGUCCACGGCAAGCACGUAGGAAAGUCAAGGAUGUACAAGUGCUUCGCUGCUGGCUGUGCUAAGGCGUCCAAGCUUUGGCCUCGCCUAGACAAUUUCAAACAACAUCUCAUCCGCAUGCACCCCAAUGAAGACAUCGACGCAUUGGUCAAACGAUCCGAGCAAUGGCAUGAGGAUGAGGAAGGCAGCCAGGACGCCAUGCAGCUUGACAACACCCAGGACUCAGUCAUCUCGUCACUCCAGAAUGUCAAGCGCUUGCGGUCUCCACCUCGCCUCUCUGGCCCUUCACACUCUGAGAGUGACCGUCUGCUGAGUGGUCCUCGAUGGGACGUCACUCCGCCAACUACCGCUAUCACUACUGAGCGCCGCCAGGACCUUCAGCAAAUUCUUGCCAACAAACCACCGCAGACCAAUGGCACGUCUGGGCCCACUCGCCAGCCUGGUGACCCCUAUCGCCAAAUUCAGCCGACCGGUCCUGAUGCUAACCGUCACUCGCAACCCAUGGGCAACCACCAGUCGCAACAACAGCACCCACACCGCGACAGCCAAAUGACUGAUCCCCCUCCUCUCGAGCCAGACGAGAACAAGACCAUCUCACGCGCCGCUGAGGUCGUCGAUGCUACAUUGACUCCGCCAAUCCGCGCCACUGCGUCUCAUGUCCAACAGAGAAUCACUGCAUUUUCCGUCGAACGGUUGUGCGGGAGGGGCCAGCGACUCACUUUCUAUGGCACGAGUUGGUCGGCAUCCACAACAUUCCGCAGGUGA